Talaromyces atroroseus is the source of this 3165-nucleotide messenger RNA. RefSeq lists its product as hypothetical. Gene Ontology annotation, molecular function: oligopeptide transmembrane transporter activity. Bases 1 to 3165 code for a protein of 1054 amino acids. Gene Ontology annotation, cellular component: fungal-type vacuole membrane. The transcript has 5 exons. The record is from RefSeq and is a predicted model, not a curated record. NCBI's taxonomy places the organism in Eukaryota, Fungi, Ascomycota, Eurotiomycetes, Eurotiales, Trichocomaceae.
AUGGAAAAUACCAACACUCUCUACUAUUUUACGGUACAACUUGACGGCACAACCAAACAGAAUAUUGGUACUUGGCGGUUCACAGGUCACGGAAAAAAUGAAGCCAACCCCCUGCUGAUUCCCGAGGGGGUUUAUGAUACGUCCUUAGAGAUACACAGUCUUGACUUCAAACAAGGCCACAACCUUUUAACUAUACAAGGAGAUAUCACCGUGCUUCUUCCACAGAAGAAGGACAGCCUGACAUUGGGAAAUCAAAUUUUACGGUACUGGCUUCAAGUUGAAAAUCAUCUACAGGAGAACCAAGAAUGUUCGUUCGCGCGUGAUGACGGUGGUUUUAAUGUUGCACGUCCAGAGAGUAGCCUUAGCUACUCGACUGAUGGCGGUUUCAAUGUUGCACCCUCAGAGAGUAGUCAUAGCUACGUGACUGAUGGCAGUCUCAACGUUGUGCGCAAAAAUAAAGAUUCCUCUGCUUCUAAUAGCUCGAAGAAUGGUGGUCUCAAUGCUAUAUCUAAGCGCAAAGAUGUCUCUUCUUCCAACAAUUCGAAGAAUAGCAGUCUCAAUAUUGCGCAUAAGCACAUAGAUACCUCUGCUUCUAACAAUUCAAAGAAUGGUGGUCUCAAUGCUGUACGUAAGCAAAAGGAUCCCUCUGCUUCCAACAAUCCAAGGGAUGGUGGCUUCAAUGUUAAGUUCCAGAACGCCCGGAUUACGUUGUCCAAUGACACCAUGGACUAUCGCACAAUGGCGGCCGUGGGGAAUACCUCGAGCACGCCGUCUCCGGAAUUCGAGGCUGCACAUAGCAGCUUGAAUAACGACAAUUACGGCAAUGAAGAUACGGACUUGGACGUGGAUAUGAUAGCACUGAGAACCUCGGCGCAGAGCUUCACUCCACGCUCGUUGAUUGUCGGUCUCGGCAUCGGGACUCUGAUCGUAUUCUCCAAUACAUACUUUGGUCUUCAAACGGGCUGGAUGAGUCUCAUGACCAUGCCAUCGUCCUUGAUUGGCUUUGCCGUAUUCAAGAGCUUGUCAAAUCAUCUUUCCUUUCCCUUCACUCCCGUCGAGAAUGUGCUCAUUCAGACAGUUGCCGGUGCCGUGGGAACCAUGCCACUAGGCUGUGGCUUUGUCGGCGUCAUUCCCGCUCUGGAAUUUCUUCUGAGAGACGGCGAAGACGGCCCAUCGGGUGAUGGCGGCACUGGUGAAGGCGGACCACUGAAUGUGGGUUUCUGGAAGCUGGUGAUAUGGAGUCUUGGUGUUUGCCUGUUUGGCGCCAUCUUUGCCGUCCCGUUGCGGAAGGAGGUGAUUAUUCGAGAGAAACUCAGGUUCCCAAGUGGGACUGCAACAGCCUUGAUGAUUAGAAUGCUGCAUGGAACGUCUGCGGAUAAAAAGCCCGGGGAUGCGAAUCGACGACUUCUUGCGGCCGAGCACGAAGCGCCUGGUCAGAUGCGAUCGGCGUCAAAUACUCCCACCAGAAUACCUGUUUCUUCCGCAUCUACAAGGCCUAUUGUAGAGACCAAAGGUGAUGCACGUACCGAUUGGAGAUCAAAGAUCCGUUUGCUGAUCGGAGCAUUUGCUGUUUCAGCUUUUUAUACCCUAUUUUCAUAUUUUGUUCCCCAAGUCCGCGAUCUUCCCAUCUUCGGGCCUUCCCUUGCUCAGAACUGGCUAUGGACCCUAAACCCAUCUCCGGCCUAUGUCGGACAGGGGAUCAUCAUGGGUCCUUCGACUUCAAUGCACAUGCUAUUCGGGGCAUUUCUUGGUUGGGCGAUUUUGUCUCCUAUUGCCAAACAUAAUAAUUGGGCACCGGGGCCUGUCGGUGACUGGGCCGACGGAAGCAAAGGCUGGAUUAUAUGGGUGUCUUUGGCGAUCAUGCUCGCGGAUUCUAUUAUCAAUCUGGGCUGGCUUAUACUGCGCACAUCAUACGGGUCGUUGCCAUGGCUCAAAGUCAAGGUGCGGUCCUUCCAACGCAGUGACUUGGAAAGGACUGAUCGCUCGAACGUUGAAUACUCUGCUCUACACCCGCACGCUGAAGUCCGGGGAGGAUUUACAACUAUCAUCGAAGAAGACGAACGGGACGCCCCAUCUUCAGAACUGGUCUCCAACAAAACCGUUGCCAUAUUCCUACCGCUCACGUUGGUUUUGAAUGUUAUCUGUAUGCACAUCGCCUUUGGCGAUAUCAUUACCCCAUUCCUUUCAACUCUUGCCACUCUACUAGCAGUCCUUCUCUCGAUCAUGGGCGUUCGCGCCCUGGGAGAAACAGACCUCAACCCCGUCUCUGGGAUCAGCAAACUCACCCAACUCAUCUUCUCUCUCGCCACGCCUGCAUCAUUGCACACCCGACGCUCCGCCGUAGUCACCAACCUUCUCGCCGGCGCAGUCUCCGAAGCCGGCGCCCUUCAGGCAGGAGACAUGAUGCAAGAUCUCAAAACGGGCCAUCUACUCAACGCAAGCCCCAAGGCGCAAUUCUACGGACAAUUAAUCGGCAGCGUUUUCGGUGCCGUGCUCUCUACAGUAGUGUACAAGAUGUACGUCAAUGUCUACCCGGUUCCUGGCGACCAAUUCCAGAUCCCCACCGCUUUCGUUUGGAUUUUCACUGCGCGCCUGGUCACUGGCCAAGGUCUUCCGCCAAUGGCAUGGCAGGUCUCUAUCCUGUUUGGUGCAAUUUUUGUUGCUACCACCGUGUUACGAAUCGUGGCUUCUACUACUACAUUAUUUAGUGGUGGUAAUAGACGAGUGCCUCCAUCGUGGAUAUCGUUUGUGCCGGGUGGCAUUGCCGUUGCGGUGGGCAUGUUUAAUGUUCCCUCUUUCACGCUGGCGCGAGCUAUUGGGGGGAUUAUAGCUUGGUGGUGGGCUCGACCGAGUUCCCCUCCUCCGUCUGAUCGUGAAUCGAUCAACACGAACUUACCUCCUACUGCCGUUGGGGAUAUAGCAACCACUACCGAACAGAAUGAAACAUCGUCAUUCCUCAUGUCCGAAGAGGAAAAUGUGCAACCACCACCACCACUAGCAACUACCACCGUAAUACAAGAAACGACACCCACAUCACUCGUAGAUUCCGGUGAAGACACAUCAUCAUCCACCGUUGUUGUCCUCGCAUCAGGACUGAUUCUUGGCGAGGGUGUAUUGAGCAUUGUGAAUUUGAUUUUUGCCGGGUUGGGGGUGCCGCAUUUAUGA